GUCAAAUGUGAUGCAAAGAAACAUGGCGAAAGAAAAAAGCAUGGACGAGGAGCGUGCGGAAAAAACAGAGGUUUUACUCCCGAAACCUAAUAUUUCCAGAUUCAAGAACAAAAUCAGGAGAUCUGAGGCCUUCAGAGAGAUGAAAAAACAGCAGAUAAAGCUGAAAAAGAAAGAAAAGAAAAAGAGAAAGCAAGAAGAAGCUGAGCUUGGGGAUCAGGCGCCACCCAAGAAAGUUCCAAAAACAAUAGAAAAUAUGAGAGUGCCAGAUGAAACUAUGGUGAAUCCAGAAGAUGAUGAGGUGCUACAAGAUGAAGCUCAAGAUGAGAUGGCGUCAUACUUCAACAGACAGUCAUGCCCAAAGAUUCUCAUUACAACAAGUGACAGGCCUGGCAAGAAAACAAAUUGUUUUUGUAAGGAACUUAAGAAAUGCUUUCCCAACUCAGAAUUAUACUACAGAAGAGGUUUGGACUUGAAAAAAAUCAUACCGCAGGCAUUGGCAAAGAAUUUUACUGAUCUGCUUGUUAUACAUGAGGACAGAAAAGAGCCAAAUGGACUAGUCAUUUCACACUUACCAGAUGGACCCACAGCACAUUUUAAGAUGUCCAGUGUCAAAUUAACUACACAGUUGAAGAGAAAGGGUAGUAUGUCUGAUCAUAUGCCUGAAGUAAUAUUGAAUAAUUUCAACACAAGACUAGGUCAUUCUGUUGGUCGAAUGUUAGCAUCACUUUUUCCACAUGACCCAGAAUUCCACGGAAGGAGAGUUGUCACUUUCCAUAAUCAGAGAGAUUACAUAUUCUUCAGGCAGCAUAGGUACAUGUUUAAAAAUUCUAAAAGAGUGGGAUUACAAGAAUUGGGUCCAAGGUUUACAUUAAAACUUAGGUCGCUACAGAAAGGUACCUUUGACUCCAAGUAUGGGGAAUAUGAAUGGGUCCAUAAGAGACAUGAAAUGGAUACAAGUAGGAGGAAAUUCCAUUUAUGAUGUUGCUGAAAUGUAUACAUGUGAGAGAAAAACCCUUUUAUUGCAAUGCCAAUGGAUCUGUGCACCAGAUGCCUCUGAAGCAGAACAUUACAACUACAGGGCAUGAUGCACAUAAAACAAUUUACAUAGCACUAUUUAUAACUGAAUAUUUCUGGACAUAACACAGAUUUUCGUCUCACUUACUAGUUUGUUUUGCAUUGAUUGAGAGAGGUCUUUUAAAUUAAAGAUGUCUUAAAACACUAAUAAAU
Molecule: messenger RNA, 1227 nt
Organism: Lingula anatina
Lineage: Eukaryota; Metazoa; Brachiopoda; Lingulata; Lingulida; Lingulidae
Product: ribosome production factor 1
Biological process (GO): maturation of 5.8S rRNA; maturation of LSU-rRNA
Cellular component (GO): preribosome, large subunit precursor; nucleolus
Molecular function (GO): rRNA primary transcript binding
Source: RefSeq, a predicted model, not a curated record